CGCGAAGCGCCCUCUAAGGCUAGAAAGAAGGGCGCGAAGCGCCUUGAAUUUCUAGUAUUUUAAAAAAGCCGAAUCUAACCUGUUCCUGUGUCAAUGUCUUAAUCUCUUAAAGUUCUUCUUCCUAUUUUAAAAUCAGCUUUCCAGAUAGAAUGGCGGAAAUAAUAAAAGAUGAAAUGAUAAAGACCGUUUUCGUGAAGGAAGAAAUAACUGAGGAAGCGUUUGAGAAUAAUGUGAUGAAUUCUAGCAAGGAUGAAGUAAAUACUCCUUCUACUGUUGAAAAUACAUGUACUGUAUAUGUACAGGAAGAAGAUGUGAAGAUGGAAGUUUCUGGAGAUGAAGGUGAAGUAGUAAACCAGAAAAAUGGUCCUCUGCUAUCUGAGUCGAGGAGAAAAAAGAGCAAAAUAGGAGGAGGGAGAUAUCCUUGUGAUCAAUGUGAAUAUAGUGCAACUGCAGUAGGUAAUCUUAAAAAGCAUAUCGAGAACAAACAUGAAGGAGUUACAUAUCCCUGUGAGAAAUGUGAUUAUAUUGCAACUGCUACUGGUAAUCUUAAAAAGCAUAUUAAAAUUAAACAUGAAGGAGUGAGAUAUCCUUGCACUCACUGUAAGUACGCUGCAACCACAGUUAGUGAUCUUAGAAGACAUAUUGAGAUAAAGCACGUAGGAGUGAGAUAUCCUUGCGACAAAUGUGAGUACGCUGCAACCACAGCAAGUAAUUUAAGAAAUCAUGUUGAGAUAAAGCACGUAGGAGUGAAAUAUCCCUGUGAUAAUUGUGAGUACAUUGCAACCACAGCAAGUAAUCUUAAAUCUCAUACUGCGAGUAAGCAUGAAGGAGUGAGCCAUUCCUGUAAUAUAUGUGAGUUCACUGCAUCUAGAGCAGGUCAUCUUAAGGUUCACAUUGAGAGUAAACAUGAAGGAUUGAGAUAUCCCUGUAAUAAAUGUGAUUUCUCUGCAACUACCGCAAGUAGUUUAACAAGACAUAUUAAGCGUAAACAUAUAAUUGUGUGAUAAAAUUGUUAUGAAUAAUAUAAUAAUAAAAGAGAACAUGAUUAUGUAA
Messenger RNA from Eurytemora carolleeae, 1053 nucleotides. RefSeq names its product telomere zinc finger-associated protein. Gene Ontology annotation, cellular component: nucleus. The transcript is spliced from 2 exons. Lineage: Eukaryota; Metazoa; Arthropoda; Copepoda; Calanoida; Temoridae. Gene Ontology annotation, biological process: regulation of gene expression. The record is from RefSeq and is a predicted model, not a curated record. The coding region runs from base 150 to 1004 and encodes 284 amino acids.